AUGAGUGAGUAUUUGCCCAUGUCAUGCCUGUUGGGCAUCCACUUGACAAUCUUCACUCACUCUGGGCCGCAAGUGGUAUACCAUUAUCCACCGUCUGUCGUCGAUCAUCUGAAAGCUAAGCAACGUCAGAACAAAAAGGUGUCGGCGGCUGCUGAAAGUAAGAACAAUCAAAAACAUAGUGGGUUGCACGCACGAUCUCUGAGAUCAAGUCAAGUUGAAGAUAGUGGUUUCAGCCCCAAAGCGGAGCCCUCAAGCUCCGCAAACUUCCGAUCCAAGGGCCUGUUGGAUAUGAAUGAGAUUAAGCAUAGUUUAAGUUCGGGCUCUGAGUCGGAGUUAGAAUCAUCUUCAUCUGGGUUGAGCGAUAGUGAAUUAUCGACGGACUACGCUGAUUGCUCAAGCACAUCUUCAUCGGGAAGUGGGUUGUCGCUAGACGAUGAACCGAAGCCUGACGUACCAGAGUUCAGUUACUCAAACAAUGAAUCCAAUGAAUCAAGGCUUGCUGGCGGAACUUCCACAACUGUGGACAAUAGUUUCAAUUCUAAAUUUUCAAUAUUAUCGAAGCCUUUAAAGCAUAAAGGAUCCCACAUAAGUGCAAGCAGAUUACUCGAUGUUGUCAAUAACGACCAUUUUAACAGGAGGCCAUCACACGCGUCUAAAGUGUCUUCAAUUCAUGCUGGCAGUGAAGUCAUUGAGGACCUAGAAGAACAAGAUAAUUUAGAGGUUUCACAGAUGAUCGAGAAAGGUUUGAUAGAUUUUGAUGAGCAACAUUUCGCUGAAGCAAACUUUCUCUCUUUAAAUAAGGUGUUUGAUUUUGAUCCUGAAUUUGUUGCUGAAUUUUGUUCACCGGAAAGAGAGUUGUGUAAUACGAGGUUUGAAUUCACAGUCGAUGAGAUAUGCUUUUUGGGACUGCCAAUUCGUGUAGAUGCCGAUGGUCAAUGGAGGAAGUCAAGGCGACGAAAGCAAUCGAAUAGAUCUAGGAGAUCGAAUAGUACGGCUGGUCGGAAUAGUAAACGUGGGAGUUCUGUCAAAAAUUCUGAAUUCAACGAGACGAACGAUACCGCCGACAUCGAAAGUUCAGUUUUAAACCUUGAUGAAUCGACGGGUUAUGACGAAAGUGAGGUUUUGGAGUCUAAAAAACAUGAUGACCUUGAUAAGAGUAUGGAUAUGUUUCAUGUUUGCUUCGUUAUGAACCCUUCACUAGUGGUGUACAACGAGAAAGUUGAUGAUAUGUUUCGCUAUGUCGUUGCGCGGUUAUCGCUACUUUUGCGCUAUUCACAGGCCAAAUCGAACUACGUCUCUAAGCAAUGUAAUUUGAUCCUGAGAGAGAAGGAAAGAGUGCUCAGGACGUCCAAGACUUACGAGUCUAUCAGGGGAUCUGGUAAUAAGGCAAAAUACCUAUACCGUAGAAUACUAGCAAAAUCAUCAUUAGCCCGAGCACUGACGACAUGUGUUGAUAAAUUACAAAAAAACGAAAUUGCAUGCCUGGAAAUAGACGAUGACAAAGUUAUAUCAUUACAAAUACCGAUUCAAAAUGAGUUCCGAAUGCUACCGAAUUACAAGCUGAACCCAGUAUUGAAAGGUUCUUACCUGACAUCGAUAUUGAAUAGUAAGUUUUUAGGCGUAGCACCAACCAGGGAUAAUGAGGGACAUUCAACAGGAAAGCGGGAAGAAGAUGACGAUGACGACCUUUUGCACUAUGCUCUAUUGCUACUUGACGAACCGGCCAAGAUUAUCAAAGAUUUAGAAAAUUUAUCAUCCGACGACGAUAUAGGUAACAUGGUAUUAACGCAUUUGAUCAGGCGGCUGCAACCCACGGUGGCUUUAGGCACUUAUCAAAAUAUAAUCGACGAAAUGUUGGGCACGGCGAAGGAAUCUGUAACCGGUAGCCAGAAUUCUUUCCAAACGAGUAUGUUAAGAUCAUGCGCAUUGCAUCUCCUGUAUAGGCGCCACGCUCGAGUUGUCAUACCGAUAAGCUCCAAGUGCACAUAUAUCGUCUCACCAUUAGCACCAAUUGAUGGUUUUUCACACGAUAAUGACCUAGACUCAGUAGAGAAUCACAUGGAGAGACCACUAAUCUAUCAAAAUCAAGAAAUCUUCAAGAAACGGUUCCCAUCAUUGCCAUCGCUAAUUUCUUUCCUUAACCUUUUAUCGUGCAAGAAACCAAAACCAUUUGGAAGUAUCAUACCGUCAAAGGAGCACAAACCAAUCUACCUGGGUGCAUUGACAUGGCUAAUGCGGUAUGGAUACGUUACGCAACUUCUCACAUUUGUGUGUAUUCGAGUGGAUAAACAGAUCAAGAUGGCAGUAGAAGAAGAUUUGGAGAAGGAAGCUCCCAGGGCUAAGAAGGAAAAUUUAAAUCGUGAACAUGAUAAACUCGAUAAUUUCUCAAAGGAGAAAGGAGUUCAAGCUUACCGCUCUGAUCAUGAUGUGGAGAAUUUUGCAUUUGAUGAUCCGACUACGGAAAGAGACUACACGAUAAUUCUUGAACCUGAGAGGGCUAAUGCUAUUGAAAAGAGAUGGAUAUUCAAAUGUAUUCAGGAUCAACCUACAGAGCUUCAAAUCCUAUUCAACAGGAUGUUGCCGUAUUUCAACGGUAGAACACCAAUGGAACUUGUUAUCGCUAGAGAGGGAAUCUCAAGACAUGAAGUGAGGAAAGUUUUGAAUGUUUUAUCUCGUUACUUGCUUGAAUUUCAUCAUUGGUGA
Messenger RNA from Torulaspora delbrueckii, 2703 nucleotides. RefSeq names its product Npr3p (gene NPR3). Gene Ontology annotation, cellular component: GATOR1 complex. NCBI's taxonomy places the organism in Eukaryota, Fungi, Ascomycota, Saccharomycetes, Saccharomycetales, Saccharomycetaceae. The transcript has a single exon. Gene Ontology annotation, biological process: TORC1 signaling; positive regulation of autophagy; negative regulation of TORC1 signaling. Bases 1 to 2703 code for a protein of 900 amino acids. The record is from RefSeq and is a predicted model, not a curated record.